CAAUCUGAAACCUUUUGCUUAAAGCGUUUGUGCUCGGAACUUUCAUUACUCAUCCACCUCCCCAGGCCACAGCAACCAACGUGCAAAGCUGCGAGAAAAGGCAAGUGGUAAAGGGCGCUCCACGCAUGCGUUAGAAGCCGCCCCAACUCCUACGCGCGUUCUUUCUUUUAACAAAACUAGCGCCGAGCCACGGAGCUCCGCCGUUUGCGUAGACUCGAAUGUCCUAUUGCUCUGACUGUCCGAGGGGAAUCCGAAAAAUAGAAAUGAAGGUACAUAUGCACACAAAAUUUUGCCUCAUUUGUUUGCUGACAUUUAUUUUUCAUCAUUGCAACCACUGCCAUGAAGAACAUGACCAUGGUCCUGAAGAGCAUCACAGACACCAUCAUGGAAUGACAGAGUCGGAAUCAAGCAAAUUUUCAGUGCUGGAUGCUAAAAAUGAAAAAAAUUAUUACAUUGAAAAACUUUUUGACCGUUAUGGUGAAAAUGGAAGAUUAUCCUUUUUUGGUCUGGAGAAACUUUUAACAAACUUGGGCCUUGGAGAAAUAAAAGUAGUUGAAAUUAAUCAUGAGGAUCUUGGCCACGAUCAUGUUUCUCACUUAGAUAUUUUGGCAGUUCAAGAGGGAAAGCAUUUUCACUCACAUAACCACCAGCAUUCCCAUAAGCAUUUAAAUUCAGAAAAUCAAACUGUGACCAGUGUAUCAACAAAAAGAUACCAUAAGUGUGAUCCAGAGAAAGAGACAAUUGAAGUAUCUGUCAAAUCUGAUGAUAAACAUAUGCGUGAUCGUAAUCAUCGCUUAUGUCAUCACCAUUGUUUGCGUCAUCACCUCGAUCAUAACACUACUCGCCAUUUUUCUAAUGAUUCCAUUACUCACAAUGAGCGUGGGGAGCCUAGCCAUGAACCUUCAACAGAGACCAAUAAAACACAGGAACAAUCUGAAAGUAAGCCACCAAAAGGAAAGAGGAAGAGAAAAGGGAAGAAGAGUGAUGAAAAUCCUGGGGUUAUUACACCAGGUUUUCCCCCUAACCAUGAUCAGGGUGAACAAUAUGAGCAUAAUCGGGUCCAUAAACCUGAUCGUGUACAUAACCCAGGUCAUUCUCAUGUACAUCUUCCAGAACAUAAUAAUGGUCAUGAUCCUGGUCAUGGACACCAAGAUCCUGAUCCUGAUAAUGAAGGUGAACUUCGACAUACUAGAAAGCGAGAAGCACCACAUGUUAAAAAAAGUGCAAUUUAUUCAGCUGCUAGUCACAAAGAUCAUAAUGAAGAUGACCGUCAACAUGAGUGUUUGAACGUCACUCAGUUGUUAAAAUACUAUGGUCAUGGUGCCAACUCUCCCAUCUCAGCUGAUCUGUUUACAUACCUUUGCCCUGCAUUGUUAUAUCAAAUUGACAGCAGACUUUGUAUUGAGCAUUUUGACAAACUUUUAGUUGAAGAUUUAAAUAAGGAUAAAAAUAUGGUUCCUGAAGAUAAGGCAAAUAUAGGGGCAUCAGCAUGGAUUUGUGGUAUCAUUUCUGUCACUGUCAUUAGCCUGCUUUCCUUGCUAGGCGUGAUCUUGGUUCCCAUCAUUAACCAAGGAUGCUUCAAAUUUCUUCUCACAUUCCUUGUUGCUCUAGCUGUAGGAACAAUGAGUGGAGACGCCCUUCUUCAUCUACUGCCCCAUUCUCAGGGUGGACAUGAUCACAGUCAUCAACAUGCACACGGGCAUGGACAUUCUCAUGGACACGAAUCUAAGAAGUUUUUAGAAGAAUAUGAUGCUGUAUUGAAAGGACUUGUCGCUCUAGGAGGCAUUUACUUAUUAUUUAUCAUUGAACACUGCCUUAGAAUGUUUAAGCACUACAAACAGCAAAGAGGGAAACAGAAAUGGUUUAUGAAGCAGAGCACAGAAGAAUCAAAUAUUGGAAGGAAGCUUUCAGAUCACAAGUUAAAUAAUACACCAGACGCUGACUGGCUUCAGCUCAAGCCUCUUGCCGGAACUGAUGACUCGGUUGUUUCUGAAGAUCGACUUAAUGAAACUGAACUGACAGAUUUAGAAGGCCAACAAGAAUCCCCUCCUAAAAAUUAUCUUUGUGUAGAAGAGGAGAAAAUCAUGGACCAUUCUCACAGUGAUGGAUUCCAUACCAUUGAUGAGCAUGAUCUCCAUGCUGCUACACAUAACCACCAUGACGAGAAUAAAACUGUGCUGAGAAAACAUAAUCAUCAGUGGCACCACAAACAUUCUCAUCACUCACACGGUCCCUGUCAUUCUGGGUCAGAUCUGAAAGAAACAGGAAUAGCUAAUAUAGCUUGGAUGGUAAUCAUGGGGGAUGGCAUCCACAACUUCAGUGAUGGGUUAGCCAUUGGAGCAGCUUUCAGUGCUGGACUGACGGGAGGAAUCAGUACUUCCAUUGCUGUCUUCUGUCAUGAACUGCCACAUGAAUUAGGUGAUUUUGCAGUUCUUCUUAAAGCAGGCAUGACUGUGAAGCAGGCGAUCGUGUACAACCUCCUGUCCGCCAUGAUGGCCUACAUAGGCAUGCUCAUAGGCACAGCUGUUGGUCAGUACGCCAACAACAUCACCCUCUGGAUCUUCGCGGUCACUGCUGGCAUGUUCCUCUACGUAGCCCUGGUGGAUAUGCUUCCAGAGAUGCUGCAUGGGGAUGGCGACAACGAAGAGCACGGCUUCUGUCCAGUGGUGCAGUUCGUCCUUCAGAACCUAGGGUUGCUGUUUGGGUUUGCCAUCAUGCUGGUGAUCGCCCUGUAUGAAGACAAAAUUGUGUUUGACUUCCAGUUUUGACCAUUCCCAGUGAUCACUGUUGAUUCCGAGGCUGUGACCGUGCGGCCUCGCAUCUGCUCCUUGUCCUGUGUGCGCGUUGCUCAGAGAAAAGCCAGUGGCUGCACUGCUUACCGUCCCGUAGAGCUGGGCCUGCCCCGAGGCUGGUGCUCAGUGCUGUGGCUCCUGUGUGAGGGGUCUUUUACAAAAAUGUAGAGCUUAUGAUACAGGAAGGAGAAAAUGGGACUCCAUGAAACAAUGUUGGUAUAGGAUUGAUUAAGACUUUCAAAAAAUAAUCAUAUAAAACACUAAAGUAGUCUCUUUAUUAGUAGAAACUUCUGUGGCUAUGCAGAAAUAGAAGUUGAACCAAAAAAAUCACUUAAACUUUAAAGUAUUUUAAAUGGACUUUGGGCAGACUCUUCUUUGUGCUAAAAAUGACUUGUAGUGUCCUUUAACUCAGCUGCACACACGGUGUAGGGGUCGACCUGAUGACCGCGACGCAUCAAGUCGACUACGGGACCCGGAGGAAAAGCUCAGGCUGCCGUAGAACAUGGAUCGAGCUUUGGGAAAGCCCUUAUUCUUGAACUUAGAGUUACUAUUUUUGUAUAUAUUUGCAUAGUGUUUAAACUUGCAGCCUAAACUACUGAAAUUUGUGAUUGUAUGUUUGUGUGAGCUUCGGUUUAAUGGAAGAUUCAUAAUGGUUCUUUGUAUUAAUAUUAUACUUGGUGUUUGGGUUGUUUUUUAAUUUUUGUUUUGUUUUGGGGUUUUGGGUAGGGAUAGGAGGUUGGAGCAUGUGGUAAAAUGUUGUUUUUUUGUUAUUAAAAUUGUAACCCUCUAGAAAAUUUCAGAGAAGUGAAGAACCCAAAUAUGGUCUAAAUAUUCAAUUUUCCUACUUUAACAGUACUAACUAGUUAUUUGGGAAAUUUAAGUUCUAAAUGUACGUAUCACUUUACCAGUUUGGCAUUGGGACCAUGAUGCUAUGGCUGGCAGUAAAUCCGAAUGUACCAUGUCCGUAAUCUCUACGUGGAGUGUAGGAAAAACAACAGGUGUGAGGAUCCUCUCCAUUGGUACCGUGGCUAUCUGAGGACCAGGUGACUUGGAAGAUAUACUUAAAUAACUCCGCUGAAACCACUUGAUCAUUUUGUGCCAAGAUGUGCUGUUGGUGCCUGAUAGGGAUCAGCCUCCUUUUUUGGGUGCUCUGUUCUACAAUAAUUGUGAUUGAUUUGUGAGAGUGCAAGCCACGCUUAUUCAGAAUCCUGACCUAAUAAUUUACAGUACAGUCAGAUGCAUGUAGCUUUCUGUUCACACCUGUGCUGCGUGGCCUUCGCCUGUCCAGUCAGGCUGUGUUUAACUGCAGGCAGCUUUCUUUUAACCUGCUUGGCUACCGAUGUGGCUGCUUUAAAAAUCUUAUUGUUCAAAUAUUGCAGAGCCAAACUCUGUCCAUUCCAUUAUAGUGUUUUCAUUUAGUCCUCCUUUCCCUCAUUUCUUUCCUCUCCGUAACUUGAAACGGAAACCAAAAACCUUGAGAGCAGCACGUACAUCCAGGUAUUAGUGGGCACGCCAGUGUUUCUUCUUGAUGCUGUACGCAAUGGAGGGGAGCGUAGGGGUUAUUUUCUUAAUUUAUGCUGAAUUUGAAAAGUUAUUUCUGGCUUUCUCCAUGGUUUCCUGUAAGGAGCAGGAGUUUUAUACAUAGAUUAUUUUCAGCAUUGGGCGCUGAAUCGGGACAGUCCUCACUCAUCUCAUCGCUUGGCCCUUCGAGCAACCGAGCGCAAAGGUGCUGGUAUUUCAUUUAGUACUGCCAUGUCCCAGCGAUUCAGGUCUCUUGCUUUCUGAACCAGAUGCGUGUAUAGUUCAUUUUCGGGUUUUGUGCCCAAGGCGGAUUCUUCAUUCAGCGUUAUUAAAUCUGCGUAAUUUUUAAACUUUUGUGAAAAGCAACGGCUGGAAUAUACUCCCAGCCUUGAACACCUGAUUGAAAUAAAGCAGAUAGGUUAGGCUGAAGUACAUGAAGUUUUACAUUUUCUUGAAAAUGGUAUUAUCUUUAUUUGCUAUAUCUUUUUAACCUUUUAGGAGGGCUGUAACAAUUGCUGCUAGUAUUUUGUUAGGGUUCCACCAGUGUUUAGUUUUCACAUCAUUCUAAUGUAUAAUUUCAAGUCUUACUAGACAAUCCGAAUUCCACUACAUUUCUGUUUGGCUCCAACAUUCCAUUUAGCUUGACCAGUCUGCUUAACAUGUGUUUGUUGGAGGUCAUUGCUGUUACUUGUACGAUGCUGUCACUGUGUGACAUCAUAUGAAAUUUGGUGUAUAUCACAUUGCAUUCAAUCAGCUGUGAUUAUGCUUAGAAAUACUGUAGUAACUAGGUGCAGUGUGAAUUUUUUCCAUUAACAAGAAGUCCGUGGCUUAAAUGUGAUUAUGGUCCUGCAAGGUGAUACUUGCUAAAAUAUCUAAACUUUUUUUUUUUAUAACUGAAUCAUUUUUUUUAAAUUUAUAAA
Molecule: messenger RNA, 5233 nt
Organism: Molossus molossus (Pallas's mastiff bat)
Lineage: Eukaryota; Metazoa; Chordata; Mammalia; Chiroptera; Molossidae
Gene: SLC39A10
Product: solute carrier family 39 member 10
Exons: 10
Coding region: 219-2768 (849 amino acids)
Biological process (GO): positive regulation of B cell receptor signaling pathway; zinc ion import across plasma membrane; intracellular zinc ion homeostasis
Cellular component (GO): membrane
Molecular function (GO): zinc ion transmembrane transporter activity
Source: RefSeq, a predicted model, not a curated record